Molecule: messenger RNA, 4125 nt
Organism: Knipowitschia caucasica
Lineage: Eukaryota; Metazoa; Chordata; Actinopteri; Gobiiformes; Gobiidae
Source: the annotation of a GenBank genome assembly
AUGUCUGUGGGCGCAGAAAGAAGGAUGGAGACCCGGCUGAAGAAGCUAGAGGACAUAAUACGUGAUCCCAGGUCUGCCAUAAACCUGGAAAGUUUGCUGGAUUCCAUGAACGCUCUAGUCUUGGACCUGGACUACCCCGCGCUACGCAAAAACAAAAACAUCGAUACUUUCCUAAACAGAUACGAAAGGGUCAUCGGACAGAUUCGGGAUCUGCAGAUGAGAUCAGAGGAUUUUGAUAGAGUUAAAGUUAUUGGUCGAGGAGCGUUUGGUGAAGUCCAACUGGUUAGGCACAAAGCAUCGCAGAAAGUCUACGCCAUGAAGCUGCUCAGCAAAUUUGAAAUGAUCAAACGUUCAGAUUCUGCUUUUUUCUGGGAGGAGAGGGACAUCAUGGCAUUUGCAAACAGCCCCUGGGUUGUGCAGCUGUGCUGCGCGUUCCAAGACGAGCACUAUCUGUACAUGGUGAUGGAGUACAUGCCCGGAGGAGACUUGGUAAACCUCACCAGCACGUACGACGUUCCAGAGAAGUGGGCCCGGUUCUACACAGCUGAGGUGGUCAUGGCUCUCGACGCUAUUCACUCCAUGGGCUUCAUCCACCGCGACGUCAAACCAGACAACAUGCUGCUCGACCGCCACGGACACCUCAAACUGGCCGACUUUGGCACGUGCAUGAAGAUGAACGCUAAUGGGAUGGUGCAUUGUGACACAGCUGUAGGAACGCCCGAUUACAUUUCUCCAGAAGUUUUAAAAUCCCAGGGAGGAGACGGUUCUUAUGGAAGAGAAUGUGACUGGUGGUCUGUUGGGGUCUUCAUUUACGAAAUGCUUGUUGGUGACACGCCUUUUUAUGCGGAUUCACUGGUGGGAACUUACAGUAAAAUUAUGGACCAUAAAAAUUCCCUCAACUUUCCAGACGAUGUGGAUAUCUCUAAUAAUGCCAAAAAAAUCAUCUGUGCCUUUUUGACUGACAGGGACGUUCGAUUAGGUCGGAACGGGGUAGAAGAAAUCAAGAGGAAUAAUUUUUUUGUGAAUGAUGUCUGGACGUUUGACACCAUUCGAGAAGCGGACGCCCCUGUGAUCCCGGAGCUGAGCAGUGACAUUGACACCAGUAACUUUGACGAGAUCGAAGAAGACAAAGGCGACGUGGAAACCUUCCCCACUCCUAAAGCUUUUGUUGGAAACCAGUUGCCUUUCGUCGGCUUCACGUACUUCAAAGAGGAUCAGCUUUUAAUUGCAUCAAAUAAUUCAUCUGUAGCGCAGGAAAAUUCCAAAGGAGAGUCGGCAGCUUUGCAAAAGAAACUCAGUCAAAUUGAAGUAGAGUUAAACAAUGAGAAGCAAGUCAAAGAUGAUUUUGAACAUAAAUACAGAUCUGCCAGUAGUCGUCUGGAGAAAAUCACCAAAGACCUUGAAGAAGAGGUCAGCACUCGGAAAAGUCUGGAGUCGAGUAUGAGGCAGUUGGAGCGGGAGAAAGCACUGCUGCAGCACAAGACCCUGGAGAGCCACCGCAAAGCCGAGAACGAGGCCGACCGAAAACGCUGCCUGGAAAACGAAGUAAACAGUCUCCGGGACCAAUUGGAGGACAUGAAGAAGCGCAACCAAAACUCACACAUUUCCAAUGAGAAGAAUAUCCACCUACAGAAACAGCUCGAAGAAGCAAAUACUUUGCUACGUGCCGAGUCUGAGACGGCGACUCGACUGCGGAAAACUCAAGCUGACAACAGCAAACAGCUGCAGCAGCUGGAGGCCACUGUGCGUGAGCUGCAGGACAAGUGCUGCAUCCUGGAGCGGAGCAAACUGGGCCUGGAGAAGGAGAGCAUCGGUCUGCAGGCGGCGCUGGAGUCUGAGAGGAGGGAGCACAGCCAGGGCUCCGAGACCAUCACCGACCUCACGGCACGCAUUUCUAGCUUAGAAGAGGAAGCUCGUCAACAGAGACAAUCCAUGUCUAAACUGGAGACGGAGAAGCGGCAACUUCAAGAGAAAUUUAACGAACUUGAGAAGGAAAAAAGCAAUAAGGAGAUCGACCUAACCUACAAGCUGAAGGUAGUGCAGCAGGAGCUUGAGCAGGAGGAGACCGCACACAAAGCCACCAGAGCCAUGCUGGCGGAUAAAAGCAAGAUCAAAGUCACUAUUGAGGGAGCCAAGUCGGAGUCUACGAAGGAAUUGGAGCAGAAGUUGGCGGAGGAGCGCUCGGCCAAAAUGCGUCUGGAAAACCGUAUCCUUGAGCUGGAGAAGAACAGCAACAUGAUGGACUGUGACUACAAACAAGCGCUGCAGAAACUGGACGAGCUGCGCCGGCACAAGGACAAUCUCACAGAGGAGGUGAAGAAUCUGUCGUUGAAGAUCGAGCAGGAGACGCAGAAGCGCAGUUUGACUCAGAACGACCUGAAGGCGCAGAACCAGCAGCUGAACUCACUGAGGACCUCUGAGAAACAACUCAAGCAGGAGCUCAACCACCUGCUGGACAUGAAGCGCAGCCUCGAGAAACAGAACCAGGAGCUGCGCAAGGAAAGACAAGACACAGACGGACAAAUGAAGGAGCUUCAAGACCAGCUAGAAGCCGAGCAGUAUUUCUCUACACUGUACAAGACACAAGUGCGUGAACUGAAGGAGGAGUGCGAGGAGAAGAACAAGCUUCAUAAAGACGUUCAACAGUCGCUGCAGGAGCUACAAGAAGAACGGGAUUCGUUGGCGGCGCAGUUGGAACUCACGCUGACGAAGGCGGACUCGGAGCAGCUGGCCCGGUCCAUCGCGGAGGAGCAGUACUCAGACCUGGAGAAGGAGAAGAUCAUGAAGGAGCUGGAGCUGAAGGAGAUGAUGGCGCGACACCGACAGGAGCUCGGAGAAAAGGACAUCACCAUCAACUCGCUGGAGGAAGCCAAUCGCACCCUCACCAGUGAUGUCGCCAAUCUAGCCAAUGAAAAAGAGGAGCUCAACAACAAAUUGAAAGAUAUGCUCGAAGAAUCUGAGAAGUCGAAGGAUUGGGAGCAACAGAUCAGCCAAAUGAAACAAGCGUUUGAAAAGCAGCUGCAGUCGGAGAGGACGCUGAAAACCCAGGCCGUCAAUAAACUGGCGGAGAUCAUGAACAGGAAGGAGAUGCGCGGAGGAGGCAGUCGCCGCGGCAACGACACAGACAUGAAGCGAAAGGAGAAGGAGAACAGGAAGUUGCAGCUGGAGCUGAGGUCAGAGAAGGAGAAGCUCAACAGCACCAUCAUCAAAUACCAGAGAGAGAUCAACGAGAUGCAGGCGCAAUUGGCUGACGAGAGCCAGAACCGCGUUGAGAUGCAGAUGGCUCUGGACAGUAAAGACAGUGACAUCGAGCAGCUGAGGAACCUCCUGCAGUCGCUCAGUGUCCAGUCCAUGGACACCACCAGCAUCAGCAGCGGCCCAGAGUUCGACACUGACGACGCAUUCACAGAAACCAGGCUUGAAGGUUGGCUGUCACUUCCUGUCAGAAACAACACUAAGAAGUUUGGUUGGGAGAAGAAGUACGUGGUUGUGAGCAGUAAAAAGAUACUAUUCUACAACAGUGAACAAGACCGAGAGCAGUCCCUUCCCUACAUGGUUCUGGAUAUAGACAAACUAUUUCACGUGAGACCGGUCACACAGACGGACGUGUACAGGGCAGAUGCCAAAGAAAUCCCUCGAAUAUUCCAGAUCCUCUAUGCCAACGAAGGGGAGAGUAAAAAGGAGAGCGAGGAGCAGCUUCCCAUCGGGGAGAAGUCCAGCUACAUCUGCCACAAAGGCCAUGAGUUCCUGCCCACAUUGUACCACUUCCCCACCAACUGUGAAGCCUGCACCAAACCUCUGUGGAACAUGUUCAAGCCUCCGCCCGCGCUGGAGUGCCGCCGCUGCCACAUCAAGUGCCACAAGGACCACAUGGACAAGAAGGAGGACAUCGUCGCACCGUGUAAAGUCAAUUAUGACGUGUCCACGGCCAAGAACCUGCUGGUGCUGGCGGUGUCGCAGGAGGAGCAGCAGAAGUGGGUGAGUCGCUUGGUGAAGAAGAUCCCAAAGAAAGCAGCCACAGGAGAACAGUUUGCACGGUCCUCGCCACGCUCCACCAUGAAGGUCCAGGCCAGUCAGUCCAUGAGGAGGCCCAGCCGUCAGCUCCCCACCAGCAAGAGCAGUUAA